AUGAAUCAAGAAAAGCAAGACAUCAUCACGCAGGAGUCUGCUAAAGAGCAGAAUGCCCCUGGUCAAGCAUGGAUGUACCGAGCUUUGUCUAUUGAAACCGGCGGAAUUGAGCGCAUCACCGAUGAUGACCGUCAGGACAACACCACGCGGUUUUGGAACGCUGCUACAUUUUGGUUCAGUGCCAACAUGGCCGUCGCUACCCUUAACAUUGGCGCACUGGGUGGCUCAUAUGGCCUCGGGUUCUGGGAAAGCUUCAUUGUCAUACUCUUGGUGAAUCUCAUCGGAGACAUACUUCCCGCCUGGACAGCGACCUUUGGCCUAAGUGGCCUUCGAAUGACGACUUUCUCUCGAUACUCCUUCGGCCACUGGGGAAACUUAAUUGUCGUGAUCUUCUCCAUGAUCUCCACCACAGGCUGGAACGCGAUCAACGCCAUUUCCGGCGCCUCGGUCCUCAGUGCUCUAUCGAACGGGAAGUUCCCCACCUGGGCCGGGGUGAUUGUCAUCUGCACCGUCGUCUACAUAAUUUGCGUCCUCGGUAUCCACUGGAUUCAUCGGCUCGAUACGUUUCUUUGGAUUCCCUUUUUGGUGGUCUGGUGCGUCGCAGCGGGGACUGGGGCUUCGCAUUUCACCACUGCCGUGCCCCACGGAAAUGAGUAUAGCAGCUCCGACAAAGCUGCGUCAGUUCUGACAUAUAUGGCGACCAUAUUUUCCUUUCCCAUCUCCUGGAUCAACUGCGCAGCAGACUACAACGUCCGCAUGCCUGCGGGUACUCCCCGCUGGAAGAUCUUCUCGGCGACCUAUGUGGGCAUCUUUGUGCCCACAGUCCUUGUACAGACGCUCGGGCUGCCCUCAUGGAAGGCGGCGUAUGAGGACUCUUCAAUCGGAGGGCUACUAGGGAUGGCAUUAUCCCCAGCGGGGGGAUUCGGUAAAUUCCUCAUGGUGUUGGCUGGCUUAAGUGCAGUUCCGAACAACAUCCCCAACAACUACUCCUUUGCCCUACACGCCCAAAACCUCACCCCACGGGCCGCUAGAGUCCCCCGCAUCGUCUGGAUCACCUUCGGCUUUGUCGUCAGUCUCAUUAUUGGCUGCUGCGCAGCUGAAUACUUCAAAGACGUUCUGCAGACCUUCUUCAGUGUCAUCGGCUACUGGACCAUAAUCCACGUGACGGUCGUGCUCGAAGAACACGUUGUUUACCGUCGCGGCUGGAAGGGAUAUAACCUCGAUGCAUGGAACGACCCCACCCAGUUGCCAUUCGGGUGGGCUGCAAUUGGCGCCUUUGCCGGGGGAGUGGUGGGCGCUGUGUUGGGAAUGAAGGUAGCGUGGUAUGUUGGACCGGUUGCAGCUUUGAUUGGGAAAUCGGGGGCGAAUAUAGGCCAGGCGAUGACGCUGGGGAUUUCAGGGGUGUUGUUUUUGUGCUUGAGGGGGAUGGAGAGGCGGUAUUGUGGGCGGUAA
This is a messenger RNA of Aspergillus sclerotioniger CBS 115572, 1452 nucleotides long. RefSeq names its product purine-cytosine permease family protein. Gene Ontology annotation, biological process: transmembrane transport. Bases 1 to 1452 code for a protein of 483 amino acids. The transcript is spliced from 5 exons. Gene Ontology annotation, molecular function: transmembrane transporter activity. Lineage: Eukaryota; Fungi; Ascomycota; Eurotiomycetes; Eurotiales; Aspergillaceae. The record is from RefSeq and is a predicted model, not a curated record. Gene Ontology annotation, cellular component: plasma membrane.